CGUCUGUCACGCACCUGCGCGUGCGUGCGUCAUCUUAACGCCAUGGAAACAACGAUGACGCGCAGCCGAACUCCUAUAAAAGACCUGCUGCUCUUUCGACUGUCAUUCUGCACUUGGAUUUGGAGCUGAGCUGUUAGAGAAACUGGGAGCUGGACUCUGGAGAUUUGAAACGCUGGAAAGCAUCUGAAGAAUGGACCUUGUUGAAGAACAAACUCGGUGGAUUAGUGACAGAAGAAGAAGAAAACCGACCCGCUGGACAAACGGAUCAGACAGAAGAGCAGCUGCUGUUUGGAGGCCUGACAGACCUGGAGAGUCAGCACACAGGUCUCCUGAUGUGAUUGUGGACCUUCGCACCUCUGAGACGACAGAAAAGUGGCCUUUGAAUGCUGUUCUGUACACGUUUUAUAAAAUGCACUAUUUUUUUUGUUCUUAUUCUUUGCCUUGUCUUCUCUUUUAUUGUCCUUUUUUCAUCAUGUUUUCUGCCUUCUUCCUCUCCUACUACUCUUCUUCUUGUCUGUUUUCUAAUCCUUCUUCUUCCUCCCUCUCCUCCUUUUUCUCCCCCUCUCGUCAUCUCAUCCCUUUCCUUCCAUUUUGUCCUCCUCUUUCCCCCUUCCUUCUGCUUCUACUGCCUACAGUUUUUUUCUCCAUUUUCUUCUCCUCUUCUGUCUUUUUUCCCCUUCCUUUGCCUCCAUUCUGCUUUUUCCUUCAUGUUCUCUUCCUUUCUCUUAACUACUUUUUCUUCUUCACUUUCUUCUCUCCCUCGUUCCACUCAUUAUUCUUUCGAUUCCUUCUUUACCUCCAUCUUCUUUUCCUUCUCCUUCUGUCAUCUUCAUCAUCUCUUCAUCCCUCUACUUCUUGUUUUCCUUUAUCCUUUUCUCCACCUCCUUCACUUCCUCCUUCUUCCUCCUUUCUUUUUCUUUUUCUCCUCUUCCUAUUCUGUCAUCUUCUUAGCCUUUUCUCUUCUUCUGUCUUCUUGUCCUUCUUUCUCCUCCCGUCAUUUUCCUCUUCUUCUUUCAUCUCCUCUUCCCUCCACCCUUGUUCUCCUUCUCCCUUCUCUAUUACUCCUCCUUCCAUCUUUCUCUUCUUUCUCCUCUUCCUUCAGUCUUUGUCUCCUUCUUUCUCCUCCACUGUUUUUGUUUUUGUUUCUUUGUCAUUCUUUUCAUUUUUCUCAUUCUUUUAUUCUCCUCCUCGCUUCAUUGUCUCCUUACACAACUUCCUUUACUCCUUGUUCUUGCAUUUUCUUUCUGUCCAUCUUCAGUCUCCUUCAUUCUUUUGUUUCUCUUCUCCUUCUUUUUGUCACUCUUGUCUUCUCCUCGUCCUUUUUCCUCUAUUUUCUUCACAUUUUACUUCCUGUUCUACUUAUUCUUUUUCAUUUCUUCCUCUAUUACUCCUUGUUCCCCCUCUUUCUACUCUUCCUCACUCUAUUGUUUUGUCUCCUCCUUCUCUUGUCUUCCUUCUCCUUCUGUCUUGUCAUUUUCUUAUCCCAUCUUCCUAUUUUGUUACUCCUUCCUCCUCUCCUUUUUUCUUCUUCUCUUCCCCUUUCUUCUUGAGUUGUCCUCCUCCUUUCUCUCCUAGUACUGCUUCUUUUCCAACUCUUCCCCUCUUUCCUUGUUGUUCUUUCUCCUUCUCUUCCUCAUGCUUUCCUUUUGUCUUUUGUUUUUUCUCCUUCUUUUGGCUUCUUCUUUAUUCUCCUUCUGUUUUUCCUUUUUUUCUCCUCCUACUCCUCUGUCUUCUAUUUAUUUCUCCUUCUGUCAUCUUUUCCUGCUUCUGUCUUCUCAUUUUUCCUCCCUGUGCUCCCUCAUUCUUUUCUUCUUCUCCUUCUUUUGCUUCCUCCCUUUUCUGUCUUCUUUCUCCUUCUUUGUCUUGUUCUUCUUCAUGUCCUUCUUUCUACCUCCUCUGUCUUUUUUAUCCUUUCUCCUCCUCCUUUCUCUUCUUCUCCUUCUUUCUCAUUUUCCUUCUUUGUCUACUCUGCUCUUCCUCAUUCCUCUCUCCUUCUCCUUCUGUCUACUUUUAAUUAUUCUUGUCU
Amphiprion ocellaris (clown anemonefish) is the source of this 2026-nucleotide messenger RNA. RefSeq lists its product as uncharacterized. The transcript is spliced from 2 exons. The record is from RefSeq and is a predicted model, not a curated record. NCBI's taxonomy places the organism in Eukaryota, Metazoa, Chordata, Actinopteri, Pomacentridae. Bases 191 to 2014 code for a protein of 607 amino acids.